This is a messenger RNA of Hemiscyllium ocellatum (epaulette shark), 843 nucleotides long. It is a transcript of the gene ormdl2, whose product is annotated as ORMDL sphingolipid biosynthesis regulator 2. Gene Ontology annotation, cellular component: endoplasmic reticulum membrane. Lineage: Eukaryota; Metazoa; Chordata; Chondrichthyes; Orectolobiformes; Hemiscylliidae. Gene Ontology annotation, biological process: intracellular sphingolipid homeostasis; ceramide metabolic process; negative regulation of ceramide biosynthetic process. The transcript is spliced from 4 exons. The record is from RefSeq and is a predicted model, not a curated record. The coding region runs from base 93 to 554 and encodes 153 amino acids.
AAACAACAGCUGAGUUAAGCAGACACGGCGGUGACAGGUUAGGUUGAGCGGAGGAGGCCUUCCUGAUCGUAGUUAAAGGAGCUGGAGACAGGAUGAAUGUUGGUGUCGCUCACAGUGAGGUUAAUCCAAACACCCGGAUAAUGAACAGCCGGGGAAUCUGGCUGGCCUACCUCAUUUUAGUCGGAAUUCUCCACGUCGUCCUGCUGAGCAUUCCAUUCUUCAGCAUUCCUGUGGUGUGGACCCUCACUCAUGUCAUCCAUAACUCGGCAAUGUAUUGGUUUCUGCACACGGUUAAAGGAACACCAUUUGAAACUCCUGACCAGGGAAAGGCACGAUUACUUACACACUGGGAGCAAAUGGAUUAUGGGAUUCAGUUUACGUCUUCACGCAAGUUUCUCACCAUCACUCCAAUAAUUCUGUAUAUGCUAGCAAGUUUCUACACUAAAUAUAAUGUUGUUCAUUUCCUGGUGAACACCACAUCUUUGCUCACCGCACUCAUUCCCAAACUCCCACAGCUGCACGGUGUCCGAAUCUUUGGCAUCAACAAGUAUUGAGUGGGUGCAUGACCUCUGGGUGAAUGCUGAAAGGUGAUGCUGCCAGUAGCUCCAAACAACCUAAGAAAGGGAGCAGCAUGAGCAAUGGGCAUAAUGUACUGAGACAAUGACUGAUGAAGGAACUGCUGGCACUACCUCUUGAAACAUCAACUGUUUUCUUACCUGCACAAGUGAAAGAUUUUGUAUGUGUGAGUUUACUCCUGUGUAUAAGCUGCUCAUGUAUAAUUUUGUACUUUUUUUCUCCUUCUUUGCAUUAUAUGUAUACAAUUAAAAGAGUUUACGUCAAUAA